CAUGUGAGAAAUCGACGCCCGCGUUAACAGUCAACGCCAAAGUUACGCAAAAUACGUAAAGUGUGGAAAUAUCCUCACUGUGAGAGCGCAUUCACACUUCACGCCCACAUUAAUGGUUGAGGAAAUCCCCCGGUGAUCGAUGUCCAGCAGCCGAUCAACUUCCUGAUUUCAGUCAGAUGAUUGUCAGCAGUAGCGGACUGUAACAUCAAACAUGCCGUCGGUUAUCGACUCGCUUGAAUCCGGACUGGACUUCAUUGAAUUUCUGGGAGACAGGAUAUCCAACACUAAUAAAAAGGAACUUCGUGAAAUAUACUACUCUGAAUUUAAGGGCAGAGAGGGAAUAAGAGAUCCUAGCUUUUCCAAUGUUGUUUAUGCUCUCCUGAAAUUCAACAAAGCCCACAUAAAACAAGGGGAAAUCUACAUAAAUGUCAAACCCCAGGUUCGAGUGUACUGUGACCAGUGGAGGAGGCCCCGGGCCCCUCAGGACUUACAAAGUCCCAGCCCUAGCCCUCAGAAGACAGCCGAGACACCUCCACGCUCCUCGGCCCCCUCCACACCGGUGACUCCUGUGCUGACCCCCAAGAAAAAGCUGGCUACAGAAAUCAUAAAAAAGUUAAAAGCUAACCGGAAAGAGUUGACAGCUGACAAGGGGGGCAUUGAGAUCACCUCUGACCCCGUGGCGAGCAGUGGGAAGGUUCAGUUCACUGUGGAUCGUCUGAAGGAGUUGUUCACCGUCAGGUUCAACAUCGCAAACAAGGGAAACAAUUCCAUCCACUUCACCUACUACACUGCCCUACACAAGAUACGCUGUUUCACUCUGGAGGACGAGAGGAGAGUGACCAGAGUCUGCCCACUGUUCCUGUGUCCUGGGGAAAGCUAUGAAGUUUUGGUCAAGUACAAGCUGAACCACUAUGGAUAUUUUCCUGCCACGAUGUACUUUGAGUUCUGCCCAGAUCAACCAGGAUCUGUGCCCUUCUGCAUCGUGAAGGAGAUGGAAGCUGCAGCCAAGACCCCGCUGGCUGUGGAGCUGGGGCCUGUGUCUCCUUACAAACCAUUUCAGAUGGUCACACGCAAGCCUGUUGACACUGUGGUAGUGGAGGGAGUGCCUCCUGAGAGUUCUGUCACCCAGCGUCUAAAGAUGCCAAUGAAAUUAGGAGACUACAGGUACCCUCGUUAUCUAAAGGAACUGGCUAAAUCCAGGAUGGAGGACUCCGAGUACCUCUCUCAAGCUGCCAAACAGAACCUGCCAUCGGUGAAGGGUCUCCUCAACUCUCCCUUAAAGAUGAAGAACUACCCUCAACGAUUUCACCUCCUGCUACACCUGGAAGAGAUACAGAUGGAGUUUGACAUCAGAAAGUAUGACCUCAACAAUCAAACCAUGACUCAAGACCGCAGCAACAAAAAGCUGCUUACACUCAGAGUUCCUGGUGUGGUUGAGAAUCGGCCAUCUGUACUUCGAGGAGAUUGUCUGAGGGCGUCCAAAUCUGGAGAGACGGUCGAGCCGAUCACUGUAUACACUGGAUAUGUGCACAGAGUAGAGCUGGACAGUGUGAAGCUUGGAUUCUCAAGGAGGUUAUUGCAGUUUUUUCUUAGCAAUAUGAAGUUUGAUGUGGAGUUUACAAUCAACCGGUAUCCCUUGAAGCUGCAGCAUCGGGCGGUGGACUUGGUAGCAAAACAUCAGCUCGGUGAGGUGCUGUUCCCAUCUGGUGCAGCAGCGUCUAAUAUCCCCAUGCCUAAACUCAGGAUGUUUAACCGUCAGCUGGAAAACAACCCGGAGCAGUACGCUGCAGUCCAACGCAUUGUAGCCGGAUCAUCGAGGCCUGCUCCUCAUCUUGUGUUCGGGCCUCCUGGAACUGGAAAGACAAUUACGCUGGUGGAAGCCAUGAAUCAGGUCAGCAGGGCAGAUCCGUCAGCCCAUAUCCUGGCCUGUGCUCCUUCAAACAGUGCAUGUGACUUGCUCUGUGAGAGACUGAUGGUACACAUGGAUCCAUACCAGGUUUACCGAAUGUACACCACCAGCCGAGACCCGAGAACCGUUCCCAAGCAACUACUGAAACAUUGUAACUGGGAUGAGAGACAAGACUGCUUUGUGUUUCCAAAGAAGAAGAUUCUAAUGAAGUAUACAGUCCUAGUUACAACUAUGGUCACAGCUGGCAGACUGGUGUCUGGAGGAAUCCCCAUCGGUCAUUUCACCUAUGUGUUUGUGGAUGAAGCGGGACAAGCAGUGGAGCCAGAGUGCGUCAUUGCUAUAGCAGGCCUGCUCCAUCCAGAUAAGGGCCAGUUGGUGCUAGCAGGAGAUCCCAAGCAGCUGGGACCGAUCCUUCGUUCACCUCUUGCACUGCAGUAUGAACUCGGGCUUUCUCUGCUGGAGAGGCUGAUGAGACAGAACGGUCUGUAUCAGAAGACUUCAGACUCUGGCCACUUUGACAGCCGCUUUGUCACAAAACUGCUGCGAAACUACAGGUCUCACCCGGCCAUUCUGAAAAUCCCCAACGAGCUGUUUUAUGAGAAUGAACUGCAGGUAUUUGCUGACCAGUGGGAGCGUAAGGCUUAUUGCAACUGGGAAUACCUUCCCAAAAAGGGCUUCCCAGUGAUCUUCCACGGGGUGAUGGGAAAAGACGAGAGAGAAGCCAACAGCCCGUCUUUCUUCAACGUAUCCGAGAUUGAAGUUCUGGUCGACUACCUCACCAAGCUUUUGGAAACACAAGGAAAGAAGGGUCUCCCCAAACUCUCUCCAAAAGACAUCGGGAUAAUCGCCCCAUACAGGAAACAAGUUGAGAAAAUCCAAAAGGCUCUGAAGUCUGCCUCAGCACUGAAGGGAUGGAAUGAUCUUAAAGAGCUCAAGGUGGGGUCUGUGGAGGAGUUUCAGGGACAAGAGAGGAAGAUCAUAAUGGUUUCUACUGUCCGCAGUAGCAUCAACUACGUCAAGUUGGACAAAGACUUCAACAUUGGUUUCUUGUCAAAUGAAAAGAGAUUCAAUGUGGCCGUGACAAGAGCCAGGUGCCUGCUGAUAGUCGUGGGAAAUCCUGUGAUCCUCAACAAGGAUCCCACCUGGGAGAAGUUCAUCAACUACUGCAUGCAGGAGAAGGGUUACACUGGAUUUGACUUGAAAGAUGCAGAAGGGGAAGACGAUAUUGUGUCAAGAUUGGCAAACCUGAAAAUCAACAUGGAUUUUGAAAGUCCUUUGGCAGAGGAGAGUCCUCUCCAGCUGUAUGUGGACCCAGAAUGGAAAAAUGAGCAUUGAUAUCUUCUUUAGAAAACAAACACAAGAUCAAGUAUUAGCAGUGUCAAUCACAAAAGACCAUUGAUUUAAAUACAUAAAGUAGUGUCAGCAUUUCAUUUUUCUCUCUUUGUGCUUUAAACACAACAUUGGCAUCUAUUACUUAAAAAUAUCUUCUAUGAACUUUUCUAAGAGCAAUUUGCAUAUUUUGUUGCAAUAAACAGUGCUCUCUUUCUGAUGACAAUCCCACGAUCAAUGAAUGACAUUGCAUCUUUUGGUAUUUACUUUUUCAGUUUGUCUCCUCAGAGUCAAAGCAGCCGUUUACAGUGAAUUCACUUAACAUGAAUAUUGCUGCACACAGGCAAUCCAUUUUCUGGGCUAGACGAUAAAGAACAGACUGUUCUGUUUCUCAGGAAUUUAUCACUAUGUCUUAUUGCUGUUUGCACUUUACAAGUCAGUGUCUCUUUUUUAAAUCCUUUAUUCCUUUCUAAAAACAGUUGAGGAUUGAAAAAUAAACUUUUGAACCGCA
Molecule: messenger RNA, 3749 nt
Organism: Scomber japonicus (chub mackerel)
Lineage: Eukaryota; Metazoa; Chordata; Actinopteri; Scombriformes; Scombridae
Gene: mov10a
Product: Mov10 RISC complex RNA helicase a
Exons: 22
Coding region: 212-3244 (1010 amino acids)
Molecular function (GO): 5'-3' RNA helicase activity; RNA binding
Source: RefSeq, a predicted model, not a curated record